GGAUCGAUUAUUUGAAGAAGAAGGUCUAGAGAGAGAGAGAGAGAGAGAGAGAGAUUCGCCAUUGAGAUUGUGUCCCAAAAGCUCCAAAAGAAACACACGUUGCUGUUGUAAGGUAUCUUCGACGGGACGUUGAAGCGAGCAACAUACAACACGAAAUCCAUCUUCUUUCUUCUUCGUCUUCUUCCCCUUGCGUUUACAAUCUCCGUCGUCUGGUGAACUAUUUGAUCGAUAUCUCUCUCAGAUAAGGUUCUCAGGGUUUAGGUUGCUUCUAUGAGACGGGCACGUUGCAAUUGGUGCUUCAUAUCUAGGUAAUGAAGGCUUUAUGUGAUAGAUUUGUUCCUCAACAAUGUUCUUCAUCAAGCAAGAGUGAUACGCAUGAUAAGUCCCCUCUAGUUUCUGAUUCAGGACCUAGUGAUAUUAAGUCCAAGUUUACCUUAUGGUCAAACGUCUUUACGCCUUCUUCCUCAGUUUCUCAACCGUAUAGGGAUCCGUCAGCUUCUGGGCAUAAGCAAGUUUGCCCCACUCGUAAUGGUUGGACAGCAUUUGUAAAAAGAGCGUGUAUGGCAAGUGGCGCAAUCAGGAGAUUCCAGGAGCGCGUUUUAGGUCCAAAUAGAACUGGUCUUCCGAGCACAACAAGUGACAUAUGGCUCUUGGGUGUCUGUUAUAAGAUAUCCGAAGAUGAGGCCUCAGGGGAUACUGAUGCUGGCAGUGUAUUGGCUGCAUUUCAACGAGAUUUUUCAUCCAAAAUACUGAUGACAUAUCGUAAAGGUUUUCAACCCUUCAGAGACACAACAUAUACCAGCGAUGUGAACUGGGGUUGCAUGAUCCGGAGUAGCCAAAUGCUUUUUGCUCAGGCAUUGCUAUUCCAUAAGCUGGGGAGGUCUUGGACCAAGAAAUCUGAGCUGUCUGAACAAGAAUACUUAGAGACAUUGGAACCUUUUGGUGAUGCCGAGACUUCAGCAUUCUCCAUCCACAAUCUUAUAAUAGCUGGAGAGUCAUAUGGUCUCGCUGCUGGGUCAUGGAUUGGACCAUAUGCCAUUUGUCGAUCGUGGGAAUCAUUAGUGUGCAAAAGGAGAAAACAGACUGAUUCUAAAACCGAGACGCUUCCUAUGGCUGUUCAUAUCGUUUCUGGUAGUGAAGAUGGAGAGAGAGGUGGGGCUCCAAUUCUCUGUAUAGAAGAUGCCAUCAAAUCUUGUCGAGAAUUCUCGAAAGGACAGUCUGAGUGGACACCAAUUCUUCUUUUGGUCCCACUGGUUCUUGGGCUAGACAAAGUGAAUCCCAGGUACAUUCCAUCUCUCAUUGCCACAUUCACUUUCCCUCAGAGCGUAGGCAUUUUGGGUGGCAAACCAGGUGCCUCAACUUACAUAAUUGGCGUUCAAGAAGACAAAGGUUUCUAUCUUGAUCCGCACGAAGUUCAACAGGUGGUCACAGUCAACAAAGAAACGCCAGAUGUUGACACAUCCUCCUAUCAUUGCAAAGUUCUUCGUUAUGUUCCUUUGGAAUCACUAGACCCAUCUCUAGCUCUCGGAUUCUAUUGCCGCGACAAAGAUGAUUUCGACGACUUCUGUCUCCGAGCAGCGAAACUAGCGGAGGAAUCAAAGGGUGCUCCAUUGUUCACCUUGACUCAAACCCACAGUGCGAUAAACCAAAACAGUUACGGGUUUUCAGAGGACAACAUCGAGGAAGAACGUGAAGAUGACUGGCAAUUGCUCUGAUCAUCAUCAUCAAACAGUACACUUUAACAAAUCUCUGAAGCGACAAUUGUUUUACCUUUUCUUAACCAGUUCGUUGUUUUUUCAAGUGUUGGUGUAAAUCACAUUAGAAUCAAAACAAGUGUUGUACUAUAAGAUCUUUGGGAUUUUUCAAACAUAGAUUGAAGCAUGUGAAAA
Molecule: messenger RNA, 1889 nt
Organism: Capsella rubella
Lineage: Eukaryota; Viridiplantae; Streptophyta; Magnoliopsida; Brassicales; Brassicaceae
Product: cysteine protease ATG4a
Exons: 9
Coding region: 312-1715 (467 amino acids)
Molecular function (GO): protein-phosphatidylethanolamide deconjugating activity
Source: RefSeq, a predicted model, not a curated record